AUGUCUGUCAUGUUACAGACACCUUCUCGAGCUUCAACCGCAUCCUCCUCCUCCUUCCAGCCGAUAUCACGGCAAAACACGAUGUCUUCCUACGAUGGCUCGCGGUCCGCUCGCCAAUCGAAGCGGUACUCCAUGUCCGCGCUGUACAUGUCCAUGUCGGCUAACGAAUCCGACUUGGUAAUUGAGGAUGACCUUGCCAAAGCGCAAAAGGUACUGCGGGACCUCAAGUCCAAAAUAUCGUCGCAGUCGAAGAAGAACUUCGUCCUCGAGAAGGACGUUCGCUAUCUGGACUCCCGCAUCGCCCUUCUGAUCCAGAACCGCAUGGCGUUGGAAGAGCAAAACGAAGUUGCGAGCCAUCUCGAAGAUGCGACCGAGAUGCAAGAAGGCGCCUUCCCGAACGACGACAAGACACAAAGAUACGGGAACUUGUUGUUCCUGCUGCAGUCCGAGCCGAGGCAUAUUGCCCACCUCUGCCGGCUGGUCUCCAUGGCUGAGAUCGACUCGUUGCUGCAGACCGUCAUGUUCACCAUCUAUGGGAAUCAGUAUGAGAGCCGCGAAGAGCAUCUUUUGCUGACCAUGUUCCAAUCCGUCCUUACGUACCAGUUCGACAAUACCCCUGAAUACUCGUCGCUCCUGCGCGCUAACACUCCCGUUUCGCGGAUGAUGACCACGUACACAAGGAGAGGACCUGGCCAGAGCUUCCUCAAAUCGGUGCUCGCCGAUAGGAUCAACAGCCUGAUUGAGCUCAAGGACUUGGACCUCGAAAUUAACCCGCUCAAAGUCUACGAGCGCAUGAUUGAACAGAUUGAGCAAGACACAGGAAGCCUGCCGGCGUCGCUGCCCAAGGGAAUCACGCAGGAGCAGGCGGCCGAGAAUCCUCAGGUGCAGGCCAUCAUUGAACCGCGGUUGACGAUGCUUACGGAGAUCGCCAACGGUUUUUUGGCAACCAUCAUCGAGGGCCUCGAGGAGGCGCCCUACGGUAUCCGGUGGAUUUGCAAGCAGAUUCGCAGCCUGACUAAGAGGAAAUAUCCCGAUGCCAACGAUCAAGCUAUCUGCACACUAAUCGGUGGUUUCUUCUUCCUCCGCUUCAUCAACCCCGCCAUCGUCACGCCGAAAUCCUACAUGCUCAUCGACGGAACACCUGCCGAUCGCCCGAGAAGAACGCUGACGCUCAUCGCCAAGAUGCUCCAGAACCUGGCCAACAAGCCGUCAUACUCCAAGGAGCCGUACAUGGCCAAGCUGCAGCCCUUCAUCCACCAAAACAAGGACCGUGUCAACAAGUUCAUGCUGGAUUUGUGUGAGGUGCAGGACUUCUACGAGACGCUAGAGAUGGAUAACUACGUGGCUCUUUCCAAGAAGGAUCUCGAGCUGUCCAUCACGCUGAACGAAAUCUACGCCAUGCACGCCCUGAUUGAGAAGCACACCGGGGAACUGUGCAAGGAUGAAAACUCUCACCUUGCUCAGAUUAUGGCUGAGCUGGCCGCCGCGCCGGCCCAGGUCCCGCGGAAGGAGAACAGGGUGAUUAACUUGCCGCUGUACAGCAAGUGGGAGACGGCCAUUGACGACCUCACGGCCGCGCUCGACAUCACCCAGGAAGAGGUAUACUUCAUGGAGGCCAAGUCCAUCUUCGUGCAGAUUCUACGGACAAUUCCGUCGACCUCGUCUGUAGCGAAACGGCCCCUGCGUCUUGAGCGCAUCGCUGACGCGGCUGCCACGUCUAAGAACGACGCCGUGAUGGUGCGCAAGGGGAUCAGGGCAAUGGAACUGCUCAGCCAGCUGCAGGAGCUGCGGGUCGUCGAUAAGAGCGACGGAUUCAGCCUCCUGCGCGACGAGGUUGAGCAAGAGCUGCAGCACCUGGGCUCGCUUAAGGAGGGCGUGCUUGCCGAGACCCAAAAGCUGGACGAGGUGUACAAGACGAUCCGCGAUCACAACUCGUACCUGGUCGGUCAGCUCGAAACGUACAAGAAUUACCUGCACAAUGUGCGCAGCCAGAGCGAGGGCACGCGCCGCAAGCAGCAGAACCAGCGGGUGCUGGGGCCAUACAAGUUCACCCACCAACAGCUCGAGAAGGAGGGUGUCAUUCAGAAGAGCAACGUCCCGGACAACCGACGCGCCAACAUCUAUUUCAACUUUACCAGCCCGCUGCCGGGGACGUUUGUCAUCUCUCUGCACUACAAAGGGAGAAACCGUGGGCUCCUGGAGCUAGACCUCAAGCUCGACGAUCUGCUUGAGAUGCAAAAGGACAACCAGGACGACCUGGACCUUGAGUACGUGCAAUUCAACGUGCCCAAGGUCCUGGCGCUGCUCAACAAGCGGUUCGCCCGGAAGAAGGGGUGGUAG
Messenger RNA from Dichotomopilus funicola, 2340 nucleotides. RefSeq names its product Rho GTPase activation protein. Gene Ontology annotation, molecular function: GTPase activator activity; protein binding. The record is from RefSeq and is a predicted model, not a curated record. Gene Ontology annotation, biological process: negative regulation of Ras protein signal transduction; regulation of GTPase activity. Bases 1 to 2340 code for a protein of 779 amino acids. Gene Ontology annotation, cellular component: cell cortex. The transcript has 5 exons. NCBI's taxonomy places the organism in Eukaryota, Fungi, Ascomycota, Sordariomycetes, Sordariales, Chaetomiaceae.